Molecule: messenger RNA, 1888 nt
Organism: Aspergillus alliaceus
Lineage: Eukaryota; Fungi; Ascomycota; Eurotiomycetes; Eurotiales; Aspergillaceae
Gene: ppm1
Product: protein C-terminal leucine carboxyl O-methyltransferase ppm1
Exons: 2
Coding region: 214-1404 (396 amino acids)
Biological process (GO): C-terminal protein methylation
Molecular function (GO): protein C-terminal leucine carboxyl O-methyltransferase activity
Source: RefSeq, a predicted model, not a curated record
GGAUAGUUUAUUGUAGUUCUGCAGGCAAUUGAAAUAGUCAUAAAAAGAAAAUAAAAUCGUAGAAAUCCUUUCCACAAUGUCAUAGGAAAUUUUAUGUAUUGCUGACAUGAACCGGUUUCAUAAACUCGCAUAAAUCACGGAAGUUCUCAGUAUUUACUCCAAAAACCCCCACCGCCCGUCGCACUUCCCCUCACAUAGACUUGUUACCCCGACAUGUCAGCUCCUCAGAUCCCUAACCUUAACUCUCUACGUCGAGGUGGCGGUCGGGGCCGUUUCAGAGGGCGUGGAGGUGCUGAUGGAAGUCUUUCAGUUGGAUCGCGCGGUACAACAAGCAAAGACCGUGUGGUCCAAGGUACCGACAAUGACGCCAGUGUCUCCCGGCUGAGUGCGGUGGCAUUGGGAUAUCUACAAGAUCCCUUUGCGAAGGCCGUACUUGCGCCAGAGUCGGAGACAAGGAGACUGCCGAUCAUUAACAGAGGUACUUACGUUCGGACUACUGCGAUCGACCACCUUGUCAACAAGUUCCUCUUCCAAGAGCCCCAAAAAAAGAAACAGAUAAUAUCAUUAGGUGCUGGUACAGACACACGCGCCUUCCGACUCUUCGCAUCGGAACAUCCUCUAAAUCUGAUCUAUCACGAGAUUGAUUUUGCUGUCAAUACAACCGCCAAGAUUAGGUUUAUACGAUCAACGCCUCUCCUCCAACGGGCAUUACACAUUGGGCGACCUGAAGACGUCACAAUUUCCGACGCUGGGGAUGCCCUGCAUACAGACGUCUAUCAUCUCCACCCGCUGGAUCUGCGGUGUCUCAAACGCGCAUCUGCCACUUCGGAUGCGGCACAUGCUGAUUCACGGGAACACCUGCAGGGGGUGGACGCGACAUUGCCUACACUCUUGAUCUCUGAGUGCUGCCUGGUGUAUCUUUCUCCGAGCGAAGCUGCGGAUGUUGUGGGCUAUUUUACUAGUUUGUUUUUUGGUGAGGGUGACAAGUCAGACGAUCAUACCGCCAGUUACGUCGAGAGCACAGGAUCAGGGACACCGCUUGGCCUCAUCCUCUACGAGCCUAUUCGUCCGGAUGAUGCUUUUGGACGGACAAUGGUGUCCAACCUUGCGACGCGCGGGAUCCACCUGCAAACUCUCCACCAAUACGCAUCACUCGCGGCGCAGCGAAAACGAUUACAAGAACAGGGCUUCAGCGGUGGCCGAGCAGUGGCAGACGUGGAUUUUCUCUGGGAACGAUGGGUAAGCGAGGAGGAAAAGGAGAGGGUAUCGAGACUGGAGAUGCUGGACGAGAUGGAAGAAUGGAAAUUGCUGGCGCAACAUUAUUGUGUCGCGUGGGGAUGGCGCGGAGGAUCUGGAGGAGCUUUUGACGGGUGGAGAGGGAUUGAAGGGCAAGCUGUGGAUUGACCCCAGCUGGGCUGACUCUGCCAUGCCUUGGUAUCUCGAGGAUAUCCACUAGCAUCAAAUGGCAUGAUUUGAUGUCGCUCGCAUAGGCGCCCACAAUUUCUUAGGGCCAAGCACUGCGUAUUACCUCAAGAGAGACUAUCGAUCAAUUAGCCGAAUACUACCCAGGGAAGUAGUGUCCAAACAGAGUUUGACCGGUCUUUUCCCAUCAUUGGCCCCCCUUUUCAACGCUACUAUUAGAGAUCCAUUCUGUUGCACACAGUCUGUCCUCCACGCUGGUUGAUGAGAACGUUGCUACGCUCCGGUCGCUCUGCUGAUCUUUUGUAGAAAUUGGGAGGUCUGGACCGGGUUCUUUGACGAUCAGCAUCUGUCACUGGCCACCUUAAUAUCGCAAUAUAUUGUAUGAUGUACAUAUAUCGAGAUAGAUGGUAUGUACAUAUAAUGCGAUGUGAUAUGUCAAUCUAAAUAUCUCUUCCGCCUCAUGAAG